This is a messenger RNA of Chenopodium quinoa (quinoa), 1032 nucleotides long. Its product is annotated as NADPH-dependent aldo-keto reductase, chloroplastic-like. The coding region runs from base 1 to 948 and encodes 315 amino acids. Gene Ontology annotation, molecular function: aldose reductase (NADPH) activity. Gene Ontology annotation, cellular component: cytosol. Lineage: Eukaryota; Viridiplantae; Streptophyta; Magnoliopsida; Caryophyllales; Amaranthaceae. The transcript has 5 exons. The record is from RefSeq and is a predicted model, not a curated record.
AUGAGGUGUAAUUUAGCAAGAUUAAACACUGGAAAUGUGUUUCCUCUUCUUGGGUUAGGCACUUAUUCUUCUUCAUAUGAUCAUGAAACAACACAAAAAGCCAUUCAUAUGGCUAUUAAGAUGGGUUAUAGGCAUUUUGACACGGCAAAAAUAUACGGAACCGAGCCAGCUCUAGGGAAGGCUCUAACGGAGGCAAUUAGUGAUGGUGUGGUUGAAAGAAAAAAUAUUUUUGUUACGUCCAAGCUUUGGUCUAGUGAUCACGACGAUCCAGUUUCCGCUCUCAAUCAAUCUCUACAAAAUUUGGGAAUGGAGUACGUGGACUUGUACUUGGUGCAUUGGCCCGUAAGGUUCAAAUCAUGGGCCGAAUACCCGGUUCCGAACGAAGAGGAUUUCGAAGAGACGGACAUGGAAUCUACUUGGGCAGGCAUGGAGAAAUGCCUUGACUUAGGCCUUUGCAAAGCUAUUGGUGUUAGCAAUUUUUCCACCAGAAAACUUCAACACCUUAUGAAUUUUGCUACUGUAUGUCCUGCUGUUAAUCAGGUAGAAAUGCACCCAAUGUGGAGGCAAAACAAGCUGAGAAAAUUUUGCAGCGAGCAUAAGGUUCAUGUGAGUGCAUAUAUGCCCCUUGGUGGUCCUGGAAAUUUCUGGGGCUCGACGUCGAUAAUAAAAGACCCCAUCAUCCAGUCCAUUGCUCAAAAACACAGAGCAACUCCUGCUCAGGUUGCACUAAGAUGGGGAAUGCAGAAGGGAGUUAGUGUUAUUGUAAAGAGCUUCAAUGAAGGCAGGAUGAGAGAGAUUAUAGGAGCCCUCGAUCUCAAGUUGGAUGAUUAUGAUAUGAUCAGCAUUGAGAAGUUGGCAGAGAGAAAAAUACUGAGAGGAGAUCAUCUUAUCAACAAAACAACCAGCCCUUACAGGACAAUUGAACAGCUUUGGGAUUACGAGAUCUAAACACUAAAUAUUGUACUCCUAGGAAAGUAGUUUGAUCAACACUUGCGCCAGUAGUUACAUCUGUAAAUGUACAAGCAACCGGGC